CAACCGCUCCUGCCGCAUCAGCAACGAAGUCGAAGGCCCUAUACAUCUUCAUUUGCAAGACCCUGGUACAGUGAGAUUUUAAGUAGAUACUACGCCAACCCCGCUUUGGAGUCAAUGCCGAAACACGUCUACGAUGGGCUGAUGUGAGGAUGGACGGAUUCGAUGCAGCCGCUCACGAUUCUCUUGGCCCGGCGCCAACACAAAGAACUCCAGAUCCGAUGAGGUUAGUAUGGAACCUCCUUGGCAAGCAGGCGCACACCAGGAAACCUAGAAUAAGGCGAAGAGUACUGAAUAUAUAAGGUUCGAGGUCAGGUUCGUGGUGUCCUUGUGUGCUGGCGGAUGCAAUCAACUUCUCUACCCAUCUCUUCCUCUUUCCUUCAAGCUUCUUGAACUCCAAAUCAGCACCCUCCUUAGUCUUUGACUUCCCACUUUAUUUCAAUAUGCGUACUGCGUUGAGCGCACUCGCGGUCCUUCUCACCCUGGCCAGCUCUGUCAGAGCGGCUCCUGUCGCAGCUCCAUCCGAUGUUGAGCAGCGUGAUGCCUCUGCCGUGCUGAACACGCGGUUCAUUACUUACGAGGAUGGGAUCAAUAAGAGAGAUGAGGUUGAGGAACGUGAUCCCUCGGCAGUGCUUAACUCACGGUUCAUAACCUAUGAGGACGCCAUCAAUAAGAGAGAUGACGUCGAGGAACGUGACGCUUCCGCUGUGCUGAACACCCGGUUCAUCACCUACGAAGACGCCAUCAGCAAAAGAGAUGAAGUGGAAGAGCGUGAUCCCUCUGCUGUGCUGAACAGUCGGUUCAUUACGUACGAGGACUCCGUCAGCAAGAGAGACGAAGUCGAGGAACGCGAUCCUUCGGCUGUCCUGAACAGUCGCUUCAUCACUUACGAGGAUACGUGAGUCCCUCUAUUCCAUUCUUGGCACGGUCAAAAAGUGUACUGACAUGGAAACAGUGCUUAAGCGAGGUAGUAAGCAGGCUUCGCCCUCCGGGCUGCAGACACGCAAGCUAAAGCCACUAGUUUGCGCCAUAAAGAGG
Aspergillus eucalypticola CBS 122712 is the source of this 1035-nucleotide messenger RNA. RefSeq lists its product as uncharacterized. Lineage: Eukaryota; Fungi; Ascomycota; Eurotiomycetes; Eurotiales; Aspergillaceae. The transcript has a single exon. The record is from RefSeq and is a predicted model, not a curated record. The coding region runs from base 441 to 899 and encodes 152 amino acids.